UUUUAACAAAAAUAUCAAGAAUAAAAAAAGCAUGUCCGUCCAAUUAAAUAUAAAUAUGAUGGGUGUGUGAGCAUAUUUUCCUUUCCAUUAAUUAAUUAACCCCACAUCUUACUCCCUCAUCAUCAUAUCAUAAAUAGCACCAAACUAAAUCGUUUUUUCUGCUCUCCCUUUGUCUUUCUUUCUCAUUCUUAUUCUCCUAAGAUAUAUAAGAUACAUACACGGUUUAAUUUGUUUAUUAGAAUAUGGGGAGAAGAAAGUGUUCACAUUGUGGUAAGAUAGGACAUAAUUGUAGGACAUGCACAUCCUUCACCCUUGGAGUUGGAGGACUUCGUCUCUUUGGUGUCCAACUAUCCUCCUCUAAUUCAUCUAAUCAUAAUAAUUCUACCAUCAUCAAGAAAAGCUUUAGCAUGGAUACCUUUCCAUCACCAUCCUCUCCAUCUUCUUCAUUCUCUUCAUCAACAUCAUUAACCAAUAUUGAUGAUAAUCAUCAUCAUCAUCAUCAUCAUCAUCACAAAUCUACCUCUACUAAUAUUGCCUAUCUAUCAGAUUGUUUUAUAGGUCCACCCCAAGAGAGGAAAAAAGGAGUUUCAUGGACAGAAGAUGAGCAUAGAAUGUUUAUGGUUGGACUAGAGAAAAUGGGAAAAGGAGAUUGGAGAGGUAUCUCUAAAAACUUCGUUCCCACAAGAACCCCAACACAAGUCGCGAGUCAUGCUCAAAAAUACUUUCUCCGAUUGUCAACUAUCAAUAACAAGAAGCGACGUUCAAGUCUCUUUGACUUGGUUGGGAGCAAGAACACUAACACAAAAGUCCAAGGCAACGCUAAUUCAAUAGUUUUGAGUCAUAAAUCAGAGAAUAAGUGUAAAUGUGAAGUUGAGAUUAAUGAUGGCACAACUUUCUUUAAACAAGAAGUAGUCAAAUCAGAUAAGCAAGAAACUAAUUACUCUCAAGUUAAUUGGCUACAUAAUCACUCUUCAAAGUAUGCAACAGUGCCUUAUUUGGACCUCACACUUGCAGUUGCACCCCCUAAGAAGACUAAUAAGACCACCCAAGCUGGCCCAUUGCUUUUUGGCCCAAUUAGUGUCACUUAAUUAAUUAUUAAGUACUCUGAAAUUUUUCACAUUCUGUCAUUUAGAUUAUAUCUGUUAUCAAACGGUAAUUUAUCCUCAUGUACAAGAAGAUAUGGUCAAAAGAGCACAAUUUUCUUUGUUUGUUUUA
Messenger RNA from Trifolium pratense (red clover), 1215 nucleotides. Its product is annotated as transcription factor MYBS3-like. The coding region runs from base 243 to 1088 and encodes 281 amino acids. NCBI's taxonomy places the organism in Eukaryota, Viridiplantae, Streptophyta, Magnoliopsida, Fabales, Fabaceae. The record is from RefSeq and is a predicted model, not a curated record. Gene Ontology annotation, biological process: response to auxin; response to ethylene; response to gibberellin. Gene Ontology annotation, molecular function: DNA binding. The transcript has 3 exons.